Messenger RNA from Penicillium crustosum, 531 nucleotides. Its product is annotated as PPP1R11/YPI1 family protein. The transcript is spliced from 2 exons. The record is from RefSeq and is a predicted model, not a curated record. Bases 1 to 531 code for a protein of 176 amino acids. Gene Ontology annotation, cellular component: nucleus. Lineage: Eukaryota; Fungi; Ascomycota; Eurotiomycetes; Eurotiales; Aspergillaceae. Gene Ontology annotation, molecular function: protein phosphatase 1 binding; protein serine/threonine phosphatase inhibitor activity.
AUGUCUCGAACACGCCAGCCAAUGGGCUCAACCUCAUUCCAAACCACCACAGAGUCCUCCCAAGACUCAACAGCCCACCUUCCAACCCUCAGAUUACGUGCAGAGGCAACACCAACAGAAACAGACACCAGCGAAGCAACAUCGUCUUCUCGGCGAAUCAGAUGGAGUGAAGAUGUUGUAGAUAACGAGGGCAUGGGCAAAAAGAGCUCAAAAGUAUGCUGCAUCUACCACAAAGCCCGACCAGUGGGAGAAAGUAGCUCAGAAGAAUCGUCAUCCAGCUCAUCCGAGAGCGACAGCGAGAGCGAAGACGACCGUCGCACAGCCCGAGUCAACCGGGCUCGCCACACACACUCACACAACGGAAGGCGGGAUCCCCACAGCGAGCACGAGCAUGCAUCAGGGUGUUGUCCCGAAGAUCGCAAAUCUAAACCGAAACGCACGCGCCGGAAGCCGAGUCCGAAUGCAUAUGAGAAGAUGCCCAAGUCAUCGAGGAAUCAAAAUCAAAAUCAACAUCAUGCGCGGGGUACUUGA